This is a messenger RNA of Ipomoea nil (Japanese morning glory), 694 nucleotides long. RefSeq lists its product as uncharacterized. The record is from RefSeq and is a predicted model, not a curated record. The transcript is spliced from 4 exons. Lineage: Eukaryota; Viridiplantae; Streptophyta; Magnoliopsida; Solanales; Convolvulaceae. Bases 96 to 497 code for a protein of 133 amino acids.
UUAGCCUUCUAUUCUUCUUCUCAGUCGAAGUCUCGAAGACUACCGCUAAAUAUUUUAGACUUUCCCUCCCGUUGUCCAAGACUACCGCCAAAUGGAUGGCAUCACCUGCAAGUCGGCAGCCACGACUGCUUCCGCCGUCCAAGCUCAGCAGACCGCCGGUGGCUCCUCAGAUCGCUCAUGUGUUCAAUUUCGCGGCGGAUCUACGGGCUCUACUCAACAUCACGGAGGAUUACGUCGUGCCCUUCCUCUCCUCUUCUUUGGAAGCCACAACUGAGAGGUUUUGCACUUCCUUUCUUGAGAUAAGUGUUCACGAAUACUCUGGAGUUGCAUGUUUGAUUGGUGUUACAUACGGUGUUUGCACAGAAAUUGUGGAUCCGAAUAGGGCAAUUCAUCUCUGUUGUCGUUGGUUUGCGUAUACAGGUCAAUGUAAACUCAACACAGAAGCUCUUGAACAUUUUAGAAAGGAUACCAUGGUAGUUUGCCACUUUCCUGUUUAACAAAGGUUGAAGAAUAUUAUGAUAGUUUGCCACUUUCCUGUUUUCUUAAAUCAUGGAGCGUGAUCUUCAAAUGCAACUUCAAAUGCAGCAUUGAUGGUAGAAAUUCAACAAAUGUGGGAAGAAAACAAAAUGAUGAAACACAAGUCCUUCCUGAUGAAGAUUAAGUAUUUUAUGUUUUUAUGACUUCUUGUGUAUGG